Aspergillus sclerotioniger CBS 115572 is the source of this 4350-nucleotide messenger RNA. Its product is annotated as LipA and NB-ARC domain protein. NCBI's taxonomy places the organism in Eukaryota, Fungi, Ascomycota, Eurotiomycetes, Eurotiales, Aspergillaceae. The coding region runs from base 1 to 4350 and encodes 1449 amino acids. The transcript is spliced from 5 exons. Gene Ontology annotation, molecular function: ADP binding. The record is from RefSeq and is a predicted model, not a curated record.
AUGUCGGACCUUGCCUCCCGUGUGAAGCAGUACGGUUUGACCCAGGUCUACUGUAGCCCCGAAAAGCCGCUGGUCGAUAUCGUCUUUGUCCAUGGUCUGAAUGGUCACCCUCACCACACCUGGACUUCCAAGAACAAUGGCACCUUCUGGCCAGCCGAUCUAUUGCCCGAGGUUCUCGGCCCGAACCGAGUGAGGCUCCUGACCUAUGGGUAUAACGCAAACGUGACUGCCUUCACGGACGGUGCGUCGAAGGACAGGAUUCACAAUCAUGCCGAGACUCUGGCGUCCGGACUCGCGGCCAACCGGAAUCUUCGUAACUGUUCGGACAGGCCGAUCAUUUUUGUCUGUCACUCGUUGGGUGGCCUCGUCGUAAAACGCACCCUCAUUUACUGCCGGAACGUGUCAAACGAGAAGAUUGAGCAUCUGCGAUCUGUCUAUGUGUCCACAUACGGGAUCCUGUUUCUAGGAACGCCGCAUAAUGGUUCGGACGUUGCCAAAUGGGGCCUGCUACUGCAGAACAUUUGCAGUGCCGUCAUGCCGAAGAAAUUCAUGGAGUCAUCCCCUCAUUUGGUCAAGGCCCUCAAAACCAACAACGAGACGCUCCAGAACAUUAACAGCCUCUUCGCCGACAUCACAAGCCGGUUCCACAUCUAUUUCUUCCACGAAACACUGUCGAGCGACGUGAAAGGGACACGCGAGUUGAUCGUAGACGAAAGUUCCGCCGCGCCCUACGCCGAAGGAGUUGAACGCAUGGGCAUCGAAGCUGACCACAGUCACAUGUGUAAGUUCGAUGAUGACAACUCCCCCGGAUAUGAAGCGGUUGCCGAAGCCCUGCUGCGGUACUCGCGCGAUGCUCCGCACACUAUCGCAGAUCGUUGGGUUGAAGAAGAGAAAACUCGCCGCGUCCAGAGACAGACCAAAGUCAGAGAAAUCUUCGGCCACGGUAUGUACGUUCCCGACCUUCGCUCAAUUGGUAGGACACAUCUGCUUCCUGACCCUUCAUCUUCUGUCACGUUGAGGGAAAGGUCGUCCCUUGUAUCUAAUCUCGGCGAGAGCACCAAUUUGUCCCUCUCCCAGUCUCUCCAGAGGGAUCCCCUGUUCGUGGUGCCCCCAGGCUUCCAUCCGAACGCGACCUUUGUGGGAAUGCAAAAGCAACUCGAAAUAUUGCAUUCCAGGAUUUUUAAAGCUAAGAAGAGAGCAGAGCGACUCAUGGCCGUACUCAUCUGUGGAGGUCCCGGGACAGGCAAGUCGCAUCUAGCACGCCAGUACGUCUGGACCCAUCGAGCAAUCUACCCCGGUGGAGUCUUCUGGGUCGAUGCGAAAUCCCGUCAGUCGACCUUCAAAUGCUUCUGGGACAUCGCACAGGCUGCCACCCUGACUGAUGAGCAAGAGUUUGAAUAUCCAGACACCGACACGUCUCAGAAGUAUGUCGAGUCGGUGCGGAACUGGCUGCAAGCACGAGAAGAAUGGCUUUUGGUAUUUGAUGGAGUUACCUUUAACCAAGAGAACGACCUGAAUCACUUCAAACAAUUCUUGCCGUUUAAUAAGAAGUGCAGCAUCAUAUACACCUCAGUCGACAAAACGCUGAGAAAAAAACAGCGCUUGUAUGAACCGUACUGCCUUAUGGUACGGCCUCUGCAGGUUGCCGACGCCUGCAAAUUACUCUUCGAGGACCUAGGCAUCAGGAAGCCUACUAAAGAGCAAAUCCGUAAAGCGACUGAUCUGGUGAACCAUUAUGAGUGCCUUCCUCUGGCCAUACAUGCUAUUAGCCAUCGGCUUGCCGCCACAUCAAAGCCAAUUGAGCGGUACCAUAUCAACUCCCAUCUCACCGACGAGAAGCUUGCAGAGCCUUUUUUGAGCAUUAUGCACGAUCUCUACCGUACCGGACACUUUGAGGCUUUGAAUCUGAUCAACCUUGUGUCUUUCUUUAGUCACCAUGUCCCUAUCGGUCUUCUCACUCUUGGAAUCUCCGCCCUGGGCAAGUGGAACGUGGAGAUUCUCACCAGCAGUAGACGUGGCGAACAAGGCGACAUCGACACCACUCUCGGAAUCCUUAUCCGAUACGGGCUAAUUGAGAGAGUCUCCGACUUUUAUGCUCUGCACGCAAGAGCUCUCUCGCCAGUAGCCGAAAAGGAGAAUGUUCUAGACAUGAAGUCAGUGGCCCCUGACUUGUCGGAGUCGCAAACGGAGAGCAGCCAAGAUGCCUUUUUUUCGGUUUAUCAGAACUCCGGGACGAUCGAUGUGAUUAAAAUCCACAGCGUUGUCCAAGGGUUCUGCCGCGACGAGCUGAAAAUCAUGGACGAGGAAGAGAAAAGUCGAUUCAAGGCGAACGGAAGCAAUUCAGAUGCCAGCUUCUAUGAGUCAUGGCUAGUUGUCGCGACCCGCGUCCUAUGCACAUCCUAUGAGAAUGCAAAGGUCCGAAUGGACCGCGCUGACGACUGCGGCUUGGUCAAGGACUACCGCGAAUACGAGACCCACGCUUCGAGAUUGGCCGAGAACAUGCCCAAAAGAUCCUCGAGAGAGCCAGCAAUACUCCGUGACGCUCGCAAAGAACUGAAGCAAGUAAUUAAAAGUAUUGCAAACGAAAUCGACCGGAUAUCGCCCAGUUCAUCGCAAGAAUCUGUCCGCAAACAGAGGUCUGUCUUUGAUCGGUCAAGCGGCUCCUCCUCGUCGGUGCCUGAAUCCGCAAACGAGGAAGGACGAUGGGACUGGAGCGAGUUGACAACGCCCAAGGUGGAAUCGCCGCAGGAGAUCAGUAACCCUCAGCAACGUGUUAAUCUCAAGCCAUUUUUGCCUCAUAUCUUUAGGGAGUCCAGCCUGGAUAAAGACACCGGAUAUGAAAGUGACAGGGAGAGCGCCCACGCGGUUACCCGAACUUCACCUGCGCUAUCGCAAAUGAGCCAGCAAGUGGAGACGCCCAAAUUAUCUCAAGCAGCCAGUUCUUCGCUGCCCAUGGAUGACUGGGGCUGGAAUGUGGUGGUAAAGAAGCAUUCGAAACCUAAACUGAAGGAUGAGAAGCCAAAGCAACGGCCAAGAUUCCCUCGAAACAUCAAGGGCUCCCAGCCGGCAGCUCCGGUCCUCAAAAUCUUUCCAGUCGAAGGGAGAAGUGCUUCGAGCAGCACUUUGGGUAAGAGUCGGAGAAGCUCGCUCGCCUCUGCAUCGGAAGCACUUACGGCAGUGCAGCUCUCCAGUCCUCCUCAUUCUCAUGACGACCUCACUAAGCGAGUGCCAGGUCGACCGUCUGUGAACAAGGAGAAUACGCCAACCUAUGCCACGGUUGCAGCCAGACACACGCAAGACGAGGCUUGCCCCCCAAAGCAGCGAUCGUCGUCAACACCCGGUGGAAAGACCAGGCCUACACUGCUCUCACUGCAGAAUAAGCCUUCGGCUGAUUCCUUGCAUAGCCGGUCCAGCAAUGCACAUGCAUCGCCACUCUCCGCGGAGUUCAAGCCAGACCGCAUGACUCAGUCAACGUAUAGCGAGCCUGAUCAAGGCUACCUUCAGCAUCAGCUAAAUGCUCUUGAUCUGGGAAUAGCACAAGAGCCCCGGUAUCGGUCCCGUCACUUGUCCACAGUGCAACCAAUAGCACCUCCAAUGGGGGAUAUGUCUGCCAGCACGCCUUCGAUUCUCACAUAUAUCCCACAACCACCUCCGCUCCCAUAUGAAGGAAACAUUGAAGUUGCAGUUCCUCGACGUGUAGGUGUGGCACAGCCGAGCCCUAUCGGCGCGUCGACGGGCAAGGCGAGACCAGUCACCCACCCAUCUGCAAUUAUGCCAGGCAUCUCGCCUCCAGGUUCUCUGAUUGCCGAUCCGCCUGCUGGGUAUGCCUCCGAGCCGGCCCUUGAGGCUAUGACGCGAAACCCAUCAACACAGUCCCAUCAGUCGUGGUCGACGGAGCCGAUUCGGUAUCCGUCGCGGUUCUCUCCCAUGCCGUCUACUACGCCAGUACCCGGACAUCCUUCCUUGGUGAGUGGUCUACCACAUGUUAUGCCACCGCAGCAGACGCUGUCCGGAGCAGGAAGCUGGAUCGCGGACAUACCGCAACAAGGACAACCACCCCAGGUCGCUACCAUGGACCCUGUGUGGGCGGCCGAGCCGGCUCCCACUCUGCACUUUGGAGGACAUCGCGUGAAUGUGCGCGACGCACGGCAGCGGCUGGGAGGACGUGUUCAAUAUCCCACACAUCUUCCGCCCACAGUCCCAGGAUACCCCAUGUAUCAUCCAAACUUAUCGGGGCCGCUGAUCCCGCACGAGCUGGCAGUCCCAGUGGCGGGAACACACGGACUGCGAGUACGGAGUGGCAGCUCACCUCCUCGCCCUGACUUUGACGGACUCAACAUGGAUUUGUGA